Molecule: messenger RNA, 1266 nt
Organism: Peniophora sp. CBMAI 1063
Lineage: Eukaryota; Fungi; Basidiomycota; Agaricomycetes; Russulales; Peniophoraceae
Source: the annotation of a GenBank genome assembly
AUGUCUGAGAGCAAACCAAGCACGUCAUCGCUCUCGCCGGGCGACCCGCAGUUGCAGCCACCGCCGCAACAGGCUGUACAGAACACAGGAGAUGAAGAAGAGACGGAUAGUGAAGAUGAGCUGGAAGAGAUUGAUCUGGACAAAGGGAAUGAUGGAGUGCAGAAGAACAUAGCAAGGCUAUUCAAGAUCUUGGUUAAGGACAGGCGCAAGGAGACGGAACACCGUUCAGAAGUCCGCAAGCCGACUGACUUCAAAGGGACUGAGAACUCUCGAGACGCGCGCAACUGGAUAGACAGCUUUGAACGCUACUACUCCAACCGCAAGGUCAAGAAAGAUGAGGAGAAGAUCAACACCACUCUCUCUUACCUUGUCGGCAAAGCGUCAGACUUUGCGCGUCGUAUUCAGAAGGAGCUAGACGCCUAUGAUGCUUGGAAUGAAGACUACGAGGGUGAAAGCAAUCCACCUCCCGCACCCAAGCACUGCGCUAGCUGGGCUGACUUCAAGAAGCGUUUCCUACAUGAGUUUGUAGAUGCGGAUCCUGUUCAGACCGCACGCGAAGAAAUACGCAAGCUGCGCAUGGAGUCAGACCAGAGGGCUGAAGAGUUCCUUACGGAGUUCAAGAACCUGGCCAUUGAGACUGGUUAUGGAGAUGAAGCCCUUAUCGAUAUGCUUCAAGUAGCGCUCAUCCCGCGUAUCACCUCUAAGAUCUUGGAAUUGCGUAAGAGACCAGAAGACGUAGACAAGGACGUACCCAACUACCGUCCUGAGACCUUGGACGAGUGGUAUGAGGUAGCCGGAGACCUUGACCGGUCUUACCGUCUAACACGUCAGCGCAUGACUGAGAUCAAGGGACAAGGCGCUCAACGCUCAAAGACUACGCCCACACCUGAGACCAACGUACCGCGGAAUAACUCAAACAAUAGUUAUCGCAACAACUUCCGCAACAACUCAGGUGGUGGACAAGGAUCUGGGAACAACCGGCGUGUUCAGUACCAGACCCGCGCAGUCAAGGACAUGAGUGAAGUCAUAUGCUAUCGCUGUGAUAAGAAGGGUCAUAUCUCUCGGGAUUGUCCUACGCGUGCUAGUGGAUCGGGUCAGCAGCAGAACAAGCAGACUGCCAAUCUACGCACCUUGGACAUCUCAGAUGAUACGCUUGAGCUUCUCACUCGCGCACUUCAAAGUGCCAGUGCUCAGCGGAAUGGAGCAAGCACCAAGAAUGGAAAAGGAAAGGAGCCGGAGAAGGGUUUUCGCAAGAACCGGAAGUAG